Molecule: messenger RNA, 325 nt
Organism: Prorocentrum cordatum
Lineage: Eukaryota; Dinophyceae; Prorocentrales; Prorocentraceae
Source: the annotation of a GenBank genome assembly
CAUGGAAGAGCUGAACCCCGCGGCCGCGGCGCCUUCCGCUACCGUGAAGAAGGAGGGCGACGGCAAGUGGAAGGUGGACACUUCGUACAUCGGCUACCGCACUGGGGACCCGGGCAACCUCGACAGAAAACUGGAGGCCGUGUCCGCGGCCACGUGCACCGCUGCGCCGCUGCUCCGCGCGGGCCGCCGUCGCCGCCGUCCACGCGCCGCGGCCAGUGAAGCGAUCGCAACCGACACUCGAUCGUCGUCGUCGUCGUCGUUGCCGUCGUCGUGUUCCCUGGCGGAGAGCGAGGAGCAGUAUGCCAACAAGGAGAAAACUGCAUGA